AUGUCAAUUGCUGCAGUAGCCCCAGUAAGAGCAACUCCAAUGCAAUGCUAUACUUGCAAUAGCAAUAGAUAUAUAGCAUCUAGCAUUGGACUUGCUCUAAGCAACAAUGGAGUCUCAACGACGACGUUUCAUGAUCUCCCUGAAGAAACCACCGCUGAAAUCUUCUCAAGACUCUCUGUAAAAGACCUAAUCAAAUCAAGCUCAGUGAACAAAGCAUGGUACUCUCUUAUCAACAACCCAUCUUUUAUUUCCUCUCAAAUUCGGAAAGCUGUUAACUUUUGUGAUGAUAAUGCUGUGCUUAUAAUCCCCCCUUUUAUCUCUCACCAAAAUUACUGCUCUUUAAUCUCUGCUGAUACUUCUCGAGUUAUCGAAAAAUUCGACAUUCCCUUUGUUACCAAGAGUGGCAGUUUGAAGCUGAUUGCGCAAGUAGAUGGGAUGCUUUUGUUAACUGAUUUGCAUAUUGAUUAUGCUUCUAGGGAGUUGUAUUUGUGGAACUCUUUUGUUAGGAGACACAGGGUUCUUGUUUCGAGUUGUUUUAAGAGGCUUUUGGAUGAUAGGGAUAAGAGUUAUUAUGUGGUCGGGAUGGGGUAUGAUAAGGGUACGGAUGAUUAUAAGGUUAUUAGGAUUGUUUACGUUCAGGAUGGAAAGGGGAAGCAGUUUGGAGAGGUGGCUCCGAAGGUUGAGGUUUAUAGUUUGAGGAAGAACACGUGGAAGAAGAUGGGGGAUUCUCGGGUUCCGAGGCUUGUUAAUGAAAUGGGGGCUUAUAUUGAUGGUAGGUACUACUGGGUAGAGAUGAAACAACCCGGAACUGAGGAAUUUAAUAAGUUGAAGGGGAAUGAGUUGAAGAUUAUGUCAUAUGAUUUUGAGACGCAGUUGUUUGGGGAAUUUAAUGUGCCAAAUCGUGUUCCCCGUCUAUUUGGAGUUAUUGCCCCGUUUAAGCUCAUGGGUUUUGAAGGUUCACUCGCUCUUUGUAGUUUGGACCCAGAUUGCUACAAUCUAGUGCCUCCCAAGUAUCCUUUUCCUAUAUGGUUGAGGAGGCAACGAAAAGGUGUAGGCUCUUGGGUUCUACUUGCUACAGCUGUACUCAAACAAUAUGGGCAUCCUUUGAAUAUUACAAAGACUGGAACUCUUAUAGUAGAGUCAUUCCAAUCGCAGCGUCCUGAUGAAACGCACAUAGUCUCUAUUAAUUUUAAGAGCAGGAUUUCUAAGGAUCAUGGAUAUGGUAAGCACGGGGGUCCAGAUGUUUCCCGUGAAGUCCUUGCUCCAUCUACUGUAGACACCUCGUUUCCACAGAGUCUAAUCAUGUACGAGGGAGGCAAAUCACUGUUGAAAUAUGCAAAGUGAGGAAUUGUCAGUCUACUGCUGUUUGAAGAGGUAAUGAAUCAGCCCGACCCCAGCACAGAUCUCCGGAAAUCAUGUACUAAGGCCAAGCAUGAGGUCAGUCGUGGUUGCCCUUAUGACACUCAUAUCCAGAAAUAGGGACUGGGAUGCCAGUUGAUCAGAGAAAAACCGAGAUCUUGUUACCUGAUGUCUUGAGUAUAGCUUAUGACUGGAGUCGUCGUGUUUCCAUUGCUGUUUAAAUGUAUUUCUAUUAGCUUACAAGAAGUAUGCAUAUUUACAAGAAGUAUGCAUAUCUGCCGCUGGGAAUGCUGCUUUCGGUAUAUACAACAAUACUAAACUGUCAUAAACAGAGGCCUUUCCCUGUGAUUUGUGACAGUUCCAGACUUGUAGUACUAAGUGACAGUCAUUGAUCAGUAGACGACGUUCUUUUA
This is a messenger RNA of Daucus carota subsp. sativus, 1772 nucleotides long. RefSeq names its product F-box protein At4g22390-like. Lineage: Eukaryota; Viridiplantae; Streptophyta; Magnoliopsida; Apiales; Apiaceae. Gene Ontology annotation, molecular function: protein binding. The transcript is spliced from 3 exons. The coding region runs from base 1 to 1344 and encodes 447 amino acids. The record is from RefSeq and is a predicted model, not a curated record.